AUGAACGCCAACGCCGGCUGGCCCAAAUCCAGAGUGGAGGCGAGCGAUGCCAGUGAGUGGGGGGAAUCUCGCUCUCUAUUUAGGCCAUCUCUGUUUCGUGCCAAAGAGCCUUGGUUGUCGCCGUCUCGUAGCCCAAAUUGUCGCAGCCUCAUCGCCCAGAUCAUGAACAGAGUUGGAGAAGAGGUUCACAACUCAAACCCUAGUUGGAGAAGAGCUUUGCGAGGGCUCACAAAAUUGGCGAUGAAGCUGGACGCUUGCUAG
Messenger RNA from Linum trigynum, 261 nucleotides. The record is from the annotation of a GenBank genome assembly. Lineage: Eukaryota; Viridiplantae; Streptophyta; Magnoliopsida; Malpighiales; Linaceae.